Molecule: messenger RNA, 775 nt
Organism: Rubroshorea leprosula
Lineage: Eukaryota; Viridiplantae; Streptophyta; Magnoliopsida; Malvales; Dipterocarpaceae
Source: the annotation of a GenBank genome assembly
CAACAUGACUUAAUCUCAAAAUCUCCAUGUCAAAUCUCUUGUAAACUAACAAUCCUUUAAAUGAAGUUAUAAAAUCUCCAAUUACAAUCUAGCUUACAAUAUCAUCAUUUAUAUCUAAAAUCCAUAUUCAAUUACAAAAUGGCUAGCCUUCUAACUCGUCACUCCCCUUGUUUUUCCCCGUCCUUGGUUUUGCUUCCUGAAAUGGUAGACAAGGAAAAACUAUGAGAUAAAAUAUCUCAGUAAGUAAAUAUGAAUAGCCUUUGGUUAAAAUUUAAGCAUGCCAGAUAAACCAUGUAAACAUAACAAAAAUUUCAACAACGACUCGUUAAAACAGAAUCAAAUUCAGUUCAAUAGCAAAACAUUCAAUGGCAAACCGUUAAUGCAAAAUCAGAUUCAGUUCAGUAGCAAAGCGUUCAAUGACAAACCGUAAUGCAGAAGAAAAUUCAGUAGUAGUCUCAUCUAUAAGUCAUGGCCAGCGUUUAACACCCAUUGGCAAGCGUCGGAAUUUACCAAUGUGUUCACCCAUUGGCAGGCGUCAGAAUAAACCUAUCAGUAAACAUGUCACAUGUGCUAGCGUUACUCCCACUAGCGGGGAUCAAAAAUCAUGACCAUAUCAGAGACAAAACCAUGCAGGAUUUACAAAAGAAAUCCGUAAUUCACAAUCGAAAUCCCAAAUUUCAGAAAUAACCAGAAAAUUCCAUGUGGGCAUGGAUUUAACAGAAAAUCAUAAUUUACAAAAAUUCUUAAAUCAUCAGAGCAGUUCAGUAAGUUCCAA